GACCCUACACCAGACGACGGCCAGCCAAGUUGCGACACACGACUCCUCUUUACGCGACACUGUCGCAUAAUUGAUUGUCCAUUCGAUACUGACAUUGAACGGCCGAUGUACGGCGGUCGACUGGUCGAUUACAACCAGUUAUUUGCUUACGGCUAUCGAGAUAAGGCGCUUCCGCGCGACUCCACGCGACGCCUCACAUCCCCGCGAUCAGCUGGUGAAACUCGCGAAUUCGUAAUGGCAUCGUACUGUGAUAAAUAUUGUGCACCCAGGCUUUGCGUGAUGUAAACAGUGUUGAGAGUGCAAGUGGGUGAUUAAUCAUGGAAGUGGCCAAAGAAAAGACGUCGGGUGUGGAGGACUUUGACGAGGAUGAUGUUACAUCUCGGCGCUGCAUGCUGGACGAUUUGCAGUUGGCAGCGGAACUCGGCAAAACUCUAUUGGAGAGGAACAAGGAACUCGAAACAGCUCUUCGUCAACACCAGAAUAUCAUCGAAGACCAAACACAGGAAAUUGAGUACUUAACGAAACAGACGGUCGCGCUUCGUGAGGUGAACGACUCCAGGCUGAGGAUCUAUGAACAACUGGAAGUGAGCAUUCAAGAUUUGGAGCGCGCUAACCACAGGCUAGCUGUCGACCAUGCCGCGGAAAAGAAACACAUUAAAACUCUGUGCGCCACAAUUGAGACGCUGGAGACCAAAUGUGAGGAACUACAAAAGACUGUCGACGACCUAAACGCCCAGCUGGAGAUCUCCAGGCGAAGGGCAGAACGGAAACCCGAAGUUGAGAAACCCAAAGAAAAAGAGAAAUCUGUUGAAUUAACUCUCAGUGUCAAAAAGCCUGAUGUAAACAGUACACCGAUUAAGACGGUAGCACCUCUCCCAGAACUGACUAAAGAGGAUGAGGAUUUACUCAGGCUUAGCGAUGAACUCCGAGAGAGCAAGGUAGCGUUCGCACAAGAACAGAGGAGGGUGACGGAACUGGAGGAACAGUUGGCGUCGAUGGUCCAGGAGAACAACAGACUGCACGACCAGUUCAGGAAUUGGCAACAAAGGGAAGACGAGCCGAAGUCUAUGCAUGAAGAAUUCUCUAUCCUUGAAGAAGUCAGACAAGGACAGCUAUGCAUAAGAUGUCUGAGAGGCGUGGAGAGAGGAGACGACAUGUCGUCAAUGCUAGACGGAGACGAUGAUGAUAGGAGCGCAAUCAGCUCUCUGAUUCUUCCUCCGUCAGGCCAGGACAGCCCCCGCGAAGAUCUCGUCACUAACAAACUUGUCAAAUUCGACAAUGCCAAGGAAAAGUUACUCCAGGGUAUAUGGGCGAAUAAAGAAGAUGGCCACGAUAACCCUUACAGAGAACUGGUGCAGAAGUACGAGGCUCUUCUAGAAGUUCAACUGUCACAGGUUAAGAACAUCAGAAAGACCAAACCGACCACUUUGCCCAGCACUCAGAAUCCGUGUGGACCUCUGUCUCUCCAGGAUGAACUGCAAACUUCUGGAGACUACAGCCAGUUCAGUGUCAAAGACACUGAUGAGGAAAGCGGACACGGCGAAGAACAGAAAGGAGUCGGCCAAACUAAGAAGGUUGAAACUACUUCGCGCAAGAAGAUCAUCCAGACUCCGGACUUCUCGGAAGCAGAGACUUCAAGCUCCGGAUUUUCGGAUGAAACCAGCAACAAAGCUACACAGACAGAACGCGAACGACCAGGCUCGUUCUUGUGCACAAUCGCUGACGGAGAAGAUUACCGUUUCAGCAUCUACGAUGAUGUCAGCCCCAUGGACAGUCGGUUCCGCAACAGACCAGAGUACCGUGAGCUGUUCAAGGAAAUCUUCACCAUCCUCAAGAAGGCGGCGGAGAACAAAGACGAUGGAGAGCAACUGCCGCUCCUCGAUGACACCACAGCUGGCAAGGUGCCACCAGUCACACCCGCGAACGAGGAAGCGUCCGGCAACUUCACAGAUGACACCCAGAGCGUAUUUUCGUCUGUAAUGUCUGAACAAUCGAUUCCAGUGUCCGAUAUUACCGUGCCCGAAACACCAACUUUGAAAGAAAAAGAAAAACCCCAGCCCGAAGCGGCAAAGAAGGAAGAAAAUGGUAACAAAGAGAACAAACCAGUGGCAGAGAGCACCACGGAGAAACCUAAGCCGAGCCCGGCACGCCAACCCAAAGAGCACCCCGUCUCACGAGACCACAGCGUGCAGAGAGAGAAAGAGAGGGAGAGGGAGAAGGAAAAGGAAAGAAAGGAAGAGAAAGAACGCGUUCUCACUCCGCUGGUGCGUCAGCCACUAGAGUACAUAGCGGCCACUAGAAAGAAGUCCAGACAUCGCAAUCGCAAGCACAGCCAGGACCGCCAGGGCGCGGACUCGCCUGUCUUCCCGUCGCCACCUAAGAUCACCUACCAGAAAUCAUCGAGCAAGAAGAGGAGGGACUACAGGCCGAUCGAGGCGAGUCCCCUCGUCAGAGCGGCAGAGAACGAUUGGAACGGCUCCACGCUACAGUUCUACAACAGAAACUUAAACUCGCCGACUCCCAGCGCAAGCGGCCGGACCGGCAAGAUCUACCAGGGAUGGAACACCGAGACCGACUCGUGGGACAUCAAACAGAGCACUGCGUCACAGGAAAUUCACAAGCUGAGGAAACUAGAGCUUUCCUACGCUGAAGUACUGAGGAACGCCGACAAAACAAAGCCUCGGCGCAAAAAGCAUCAGUAAAUCAUAAGUUUUAUCUCAUCGACCCCUCUUACCAGUAGUAAGAGUCGCGUGAUCAACCGCCAUUUGUCAUUGCCAACUGGACAUAAGUAAUUUAGAUUAGUAUUUGUGAUCUGGUAGAGUAACUUUUUAAUUUUUACCUAUAUAUUCACAAUCACAAAUUGCCAUAAUAACCGGUAUAGUUAUUGUAUACCAGUAUAUUAUUUAUGUAUGUAUACUUCAAUAGUCCUAUAAUCAAUUUUAAUUUAUUGAACAUUCCCAAUAAAUACCCUUCCCUCCGAUAUCACAUUCGCCAAUCUAUUUCGUAUGAAAUAAAUAUACUUGCAUUUAAAACCAGAGCACCUAUCUAUGUCUCAAGAUAGUUUAACUGCCUGAAUUUGAGUUCAAUUCUAUUAAUUUCCACUGAAUAAUUUAAUUCUUCCUAUUUUAGUCAUUAUUUUAAUUGUAUAUUAUGUAUUUGAUCAUUGAUUUGUAAAUAUGCAUUUUUAAGUUAAUUAUAUUUUUUUAAUUGCCAUCGAUAUUUUCGAAUAUUUCGAACAACGCGUUUAUGUAUGCUGAAGGUAUUUAAUGGAGACAAAGUGAGAGAGAGGUUGAAGGUAUAAAUAAAAAUUUGCAUUGAUAUUAA
Molecule: messenger RNA, 3324 nt
Organism: Helicoverpa zea (corn earworm)
Lineage: Eukaryota; Metazoa; Arthropoda; Insecta; Lepidoptera; Noctuidae
Gene: centrocortin
Exons: 6
Coding region: 318-2702 (794 amino acids)
Source: RefSeq, a predicted model, not a curated record